AUGGAAUCAGAAUCAUCAAAUGGUUACACUACAAAUUUCAUUCGUGUAAUUGUCGUUCUAUUCAGCUUUAUAGGAGCGUUCGCAGUUGGAGUGUUUGUUGCAAAUCCUCAUUAUAGUACUCAUAUUUAUCGAACUUUAUGUCGAACUCCUACUAUAUCGUCUGUUCUAUCUCCAAGCAAUGCACGCCGAAUUAAUACAAACAAUUCGACACAACAAUCGAUUUUGAAUUUAAGUCGAAUUAACACAACUAGUUCGGUACAACAAUCGUUCUUGAAUGUAAGUCUUACAUACAAGACCGAUAAAGUUACGACACAUCAUUAUGAUAUAUUAUAUGAGAAAUAUUUAAGCAAAUAUGUAGGAUCCAAUGUUAUUCUACUUGAAAUUGGAUUAGGAUGUGGAAUGCCAUAUGGACCAGGUGCAUCAGCAUAUGUAUGGCGUUAUUAUCUAGGACCAUUAGCAAAUAUUUAUUUUCUUGAAUUUGAUCGUCGAUGUGGUGAAGAAUGGUAUAAAUCUCAUGGACAUAAGGUGAAUGUUACCAUGUUUUAUGGCAGUCAAGAUGAUAUAACAGUUUUAAACAAUGUGAAAUCAGCACAAGGUUAUUUUGAUGUAAUUGUUGAUGAUGGUGGUCAUUCAAUGAAUCAACAAAUUACAUCAUUUGUUCAAUUACUACCAAAAGUAAAAUCCGGAGGAAUUUAUGUUAUAGAAGAUUUAUUAACUAGUUAUAUCUCGACGUAUGGUGGUGGUUAUCUUCGUAAUUCAACAACUAUUGAAUUUAUAAAGAAAAUUAUCGAAAAUAUUCAAACUGCUUCACCAGAAAAGUCUAUACAAGUGGCUAAAAGAAUACGUUCUCUUGAAAUCGGAGAUGAAAUCUGUUUUUUCACUGUUAAAUAA
Molecule: messenger RNA, 891 nt
Organism: Adineta steineri
Lineage: Eukaryota; Metazoa; Rotifera; Eurotatoria; Adinetida; Adinetidae
Source: the annotation of a GenBank genome assembly